GCAGAAUUCCCAGUGCGUUUCUUUUUACGCUAUUUUAAAGAAAACUUUUCAUCACUUUUCAUUCGUCUAAUCGCCUUCAUCUUGGUAUCGUAGAGUGAUACGUACACAGAUAUAAAGGUUUAGUACUUUACGAAGAUGGCAGAUUCCGACGAUGAAUACGAUAGAAAAAGGCGUGAUAAAUUUAGAGGUGAGAGAACUGAGUCAUAUUCACGAGAACGCAGAGAUGAUCGUAGGCGUGAUGACUGGGUCGAUAGUUAUACUGAUAGUGAUUCUUAUAGAGAAUGGUCCAGUCGUCCUAGGCAACGUCCAGAUUAUCGAGAAUAUCGAGGUGGUGGAAGUGGAGGUCGUGAUCGUUACAGUCCUGCGAGAUCUCAAGAUAUGGGACCACCUAUGAAGAGAAUGCGAUUUGAAUGGGAUGAUAGGCCAAGAUAUGGACAUGAUUAUUAUGGCGGAAGCGGUGGUGGCGGUGGUGCUGGUGGAGGUGGUGGUGGUGGUGGAGGUGGAGGUGGAGGUGGAGGUGGGAAUUCUUGGAGCCCAGAUAAUUAUGCUUCUCCUCACCAUGGCAACCAUCACUAUGGCAACCAUAAUAAUAGUAGCAGUCGAGAAGUUGCAGGAAAUUUCAGUAAUUCAAAUAUUGAAACCCAGCCACCCAUGAUGUCAUUCAAAGCAUUCCUUGGUACUCAAGAAGAUACUAUUACUGACGAGGAGGCGAUUAAACGCUACAACGAGUACAAAUUGGAAUUUAGGAGGCAACAGCUCAAUGAAUUUUUUGUCGCCCAUAAAGACGAAGAAUGGUUCAAAAUAAAAUACCAUCCUGAGGAAUCAGUGAAAAGGAAAGAAGAGCAAGUAUCAGCGCUUAAGAAACGCGUGGAAAUUUUUUUGGAGUUGCUAAAGUCAGGAGACAUAGACAAGGUGUCCGUUGAUGCCGAUCAAGCAGAUUCAUUGCUACAUCUUUUAGAUGCAGUGGUUAUUAAACUAGAGGGUGGAACAGAGGAAGAUUUACAGAUUUUAAAUGUGAAACUAUUUAAGCCUAUGACUAAAGAUGUUCUGAAAGAAAAGGAAGAUCACAAGAGAAAAUCUUCUACAGAGAAGAAAUCUGAAAAUAGCGAGGAAAACAAGUUGGACGACUCACAACACGACGAGAAAGAUCUGAAAGAUGACCAAAAUGCUAAUAUGGAAGUCGAAAACAUAAUAACAGACGAAAAUGUAGUAUCUGACUCUAACAAAAUCAAGGAAAACGAAGACGAAGAAAGUAAAAAUGUAGAAGAAACUGCUGAUAAUGAUAAACCUCCGGAAAAAUCGGAGAAAUCAAGAAAGCGUAAACGUACCGACAGCAAUAGUAGCAGCAGUAGUAGCAACAGCAGUAGUUCCUCUGGUAGUGACAGUAAUAAACUGGAUACACCGAAAGUAGAAAUGCCUGCCAACGAGAAAAUAGAAGCUACUAAUGAAGAUGCCGAUGAAAAAGACGUUAAAGUAGAGAAACAGGAAGUUAAAACAGAAGUGGAAGCAAAAAAUAAUAAAAAGUCUACAAUUGAACCAGAAGCAGUAAUCGAUUUAGCUAGUGAAGAUAAAGAGAAAGAACCUAGAGCUUUGCACAAAACCAGUAGCAUAUUUCUACGUAACUUGGCGCCGACCAUUACUAAGGCAGAAGUCGAAGCUAUGUGCAAGCGAUUUCCUGGAUUCUUACGUGUGGCUAUAGCAGAUCCACAGCCGGAAAGACGAUGGUUCCGUCGUGGCUGGGUUUCGUUCGAACGUCAAGUGAACAUCAAAGAAAUCUGCUGGAGUUUAAACAACAUUCGACUACGUGAUUGUGAGCUUGGUGCAAUAGUAAACAGAGAUCUGUCACGACGUAUUCGAUCAGUGAAUGGUUUAACAUCUCAUAAGCAAAUAGUCAGACAUGAUAUUAAACUUAGUGCCAAAAUUGUUCACAAUUUGGAUAAUAAAGUGGGACUAUGGAAAGAAGAAAAGAAAGAUGAAAGCACAAUAAAACAGGAAGACGACAAAGAAAAUAAGACCACUCAGAGUAGCAACGAGGUUGAGCAAGCUGCUUUCGGAUUGUCAUCUAAAAAUCCAGUACUGAAAAACAUAACAGACUACUUAAUAGAAGAAGCUUCAGCUGAAGAAGAAGAAUUACUAGGUAUGUCAGGUGAACAAGAGGAAGGUCAGUUAGGCGGCGAUGGAGAUAGUUCAAUCGAGAGAGAUCCAAUUCUAAUCAAGGUAUUAGACAGAUUAGUGCUAUACUUGCGAGUUGUUCAUUCCGUUGAUUAUUACAAUCACUGCGAGUAUCCAAACGAGGACGAGAUGCCAAAUAGAUGCGGAAUAAUGCAUGUUAGAGGAUGUCCACCCACCGCCAAGGUCUCAAGUGCAGAAUUAUUGGAAUAUUGUCGCAACUUUGAAAGCAAAAUGUCUGCUUUUCUACAACCAGUUGCUACUUUAUCUAAUGAAGAUUUCGAGAAAUUAGGCGCGAAAAAUGCUGAAGCUGAAGUCGAAAAGUUUGUUCAAGCCAACACCCAAGAAUUGUCGAAAGACAAAUGGUUGUGCCCUCUUAGCGGAAAAAAAUUUAAAGGACCUGAUUUUAUCCGUAAACAUAUCUUCAACAAGCAUUCUGAGAAAGUUGCCGAAGUGAAAGCGGAAGCUGAGUACUUCAACAAUUAUUUAAAAGAUCCAAAAAGGCCUCAGCUUCCUGAGCAUCCUGGCAACAAGGCUCCGUUAAGAGAAGGAUCACGGGACAAUUUUGCGCCAUAUGGUUGCAGUUCGUACUCAACGCAAACAUCCACAAAUAUUUCUAGAUUCGGAAGUUACAGUAGUGGUUUUGGCGGUAACAGAAGCAAUUAUGGUUCUGGUUAUGGUGGCGGAUUUGGAUUUAGUGCUCCACGUUCUAAUCGUGGCGGAUUUAAUCGAGGACGAGCCGCUCCGGAUACUACAUCAAGACCUGUUGUUAGUUAUAAUGACUUGGACCAGCCGGACAUGGACUUGUUUUAAGUUUUGUCAAAAUCUCGCGAAUAAUUUCACCACGAGAUUAAACCAAUUAUAAAAACGCUAAUACCAUUUCUAUGUACUUGAUUAGGUAACACACCAUUUAAGAAAAAGAAAAAACUAAUGCAAUCGAAAAAUUAUACUACAAA
Messenger RNA from Mycetomoellerius zeteki, 3125 nucleotides. RefSeq names its product arsenic resistance protein 2 (gene Ars2). Gene Ontology annotation, cellular component: nuclear body. Lineage: Eukaryota; Metazoa; Arthropoda; Insecta; Hymenoptera; Formicidae. Gene Ontology annotation, biological process: primary miRNA processing; mRNA processing. The record is from RefSeq and is a predicted model, not a curated record. The transcript is spliced from 16 exons. Bases 136 to 2982 code for a protein of 948 amino acids. Gene Ontology annotation, molecular function: nucleic acid binding.